Messenger RNA from Pomacea canaliculata, 3294 nucleotides. RefSeq lists its product as uncharacterized. The record is from RefSeq and is a predicted model, not a curated record. NCBI's taxonomy places the organism in Eukaryota, Metazoa, Mollusca, Gastropoda, Architaenioglossa, Ampullariidae. Bases 396 to 1130 code for a protein of 244 amino acids. Gene Ontology annotation, cellular component: trans-Golgi network. The transcript is spliced from 3 exons.
UAACAGUUUAGGAUUUGUUGAGUAUCUUUUUUCGGGUCUUGUUGCUUCGAGUUUUCUUGAAUUUGCCACUUAGUACCAUCAGUGCUGAAGGCAUUCAAGUUAGCUUUAUAACCAUUUCUUCCAUCAUCUUAUCGACUUAUCGUCCUUUUCUCUUUCUCCGGUUACUCUGUCGUAUAUUGCGUACUUUUUCUAAGUGUGUUAAUUUUCUAUUUCAAUUAAUUGUUUUAAAAUUAACAUACUUAUGUCCAGUUCGUGGCUCCAGUGAUUUAUAACUUUUAAAAAUUUAAAUCCGUAUUGGUUAUUUCCCUUUUGUUUAAAGGCCGACCACUCCUUGUCAUCAAGAUUAAAAGAGCAGACGAACAAACGACCUGAUCAUUACACAAAAUUGACCAGAAAUGGCAACUUUGUUCAUCGUUUUGCUGUUAUUUCCACACGUAUGUUUUGUUUUUGCAGAAUCGUAUUUUUCCUGCCGUAAGCUCGAUUUGUGCAGCUGCGAGCUAGACGAUGGCAAAGUAGUGAAUUUACACCGGGCAGCAGGUGCUUCAGACGGAAAGCCUUUAUUUAUGUUUAGGGCCAAUGCUACCAUCUACACAUUCAGCCCCUGUUCCGCUAAACCAUGCAGAUACAACGCCGAAGCAGAAAGCAUUGUGGAUGACUCGGUGAUUUGCUUGGAACCAAACACUUCGAUUGCGUCCGCAUCCACAUCAGUUUUCCAAGCAGCUUCUAAUGGCAUAAUUCUGUUGUACUCUGGCUCGCAUGCAGGUGCAACCACAAGUCAGGUACUUCUGACAUGCAGCAAAGAAGAACAAUUUGUGCUGACAAAAAAUACAAGUGAUGCAUACUUCUUUACAUUGUACACAGCCUGUGCUUGCCCAGGAACAUGUGUUGACACAGUGCCCAACCUCAGUCCUGGCACCAUCCUCAUCUUAAUUUUCUUUUCCUUCUGCCUUCUUUACUUUGGAAUUGGUUGCAUUUACAAGAGAACCCUGCAUGGUGCUAUAGGCAGUGAGAUGCUUCCUCACAGAGAUUUCUGGUGUUCAUUGCCAGGACUCAUACGAGAUGGUUAUUUAUUUUUUAUAAGCCCUUGCUUAGGCAGCAGGGCAGUGUAUGAGGCUUAUAAUAAACUUUAAAAGAUAGUAAAAGCAAGAUUAAUCAAGUAGUAGUUUAGUUUAUUCCCUUGCUACUUCUCGAGGAACAUAGGGCCGCAGCAACACCUCUCCACUGGACCUGGUUCUGGGCAGCGCCCUUUAAUUGUGCCUAUGUAGUUCCAGCAUCUUUUGCCUAGCUCUCUGCUGACUUUAUCCCGCUCUCUUUUUGUCUCCCAAACUCUCAAUUAUUGAAGAAAGGCUCGCAAAACUAAUUGCUGUCAGUAACCUGUCAGGCUGCAGAUAGUAAAUUCAGCAAUAGAAGGUACAUUCUUAUUAUAUCUGUAAUCAUUUUCCAGAUAGUCUUGAGCAGUUUGGUGGUGCAAUGGUUAGUGCCUGUCACCAGUACAAUGAAGUUUGGCUGUCCUGGGUUCAGCUGUCAUCUUGGGCAUGCUGUUCUUUCUAAGCAUCUGUUUACAGGGCUGUCUGCCUUGCCUUAGUUGCAGGCACUUCGUAAAACACCAGUUUCCCACCCGCCCAUCCCACAGAUAGUUUUCUUGUCACUAUUCCAAGGAACAGAUAUCACUUGGGAUAGCAUACCUGCCAGUCCAAUAUAUCAUCAAAACGGGCAUUAUUUUAUUGGCAAUGCCACUAGUCAUAUGCAAAUGCUUUAUUUCACAUAUUAUCUUACUGUUCUUACAUUUCCAUUUUACUGUUGUGUGUUUAUGGUAUUGAUGUCUAUUUUUAACAUUGCCAAUCAAAUAUUUUGUAGUUUUAUACUUUUUUUUUUACUUACACUUGAUGUGAAUGCUUUACACUUCAAACUUUGACAUGGAUAUUCUAACAGUAACAAUGUAUCAGUAUUGUUCAUAUUUCAAGUUCAUUAGUCCCUGGUAUAACUUGUUCCUUUUAAAUAACUUGAUUCACUGCAUUUCCAUUGUAGUAGUCAUCAGUAUAUCUGGCUUCAGGGCAGCAACCUUUCUCAGCAAUUUGUGUCACUUGCAGCAGUCCCACCUGUAAUUUGUUGUGUGCCCAGGUAUGCUUGAUUCUAGAAAUGUAGUUUGCAAAGUUUUGAAUCUCAGCGAUUGUGUUCUUGUCUCCAGGAUGGCUGUUAUUUUAAAUUCUUAUGUAACCAUCUGUAAAAAUCAGAUGUCCCUUGAAUGUAGUGUUGUACAGUUUAUCUUGAUUUCUGAUGACAUUCCUUUUGCCUACCACUCUACAUCCAGAAAUAUUUGAUAUACAAAAAUGAAACAAAAUUAUCUAUUGUAUCUGUUCAAUUUGUCAUAUUUGAUUCAUGUAUUAUAAAUGCCAAGGAAGUGGAUUAGCCAAGAUGUAGAACACUGAGAUCCAAACCAAGAGGCGCACUGGGUUCAUUAACAUCCCCUAGUCGACCCAGCUGUAUGUGCCUCUCUAGUGGUUUGUGGAAAGAAGGGCGGCGAUGGAGAGGAAACAGGCACUCUUCUCACAUAGAGCUAGCCCUGAGGUCUCUAACAUAUCACUCUCCAACAAACUUUAAAAAAAAGAGAGUAAGAAGACGACCUUUACCUAUACAUGUCUGUGAUGUUAAUUUUCCUUUUACUGGUGUGCACUUCUUUUGGUAUGUAUUAUCUGCUCAUGUUUAUGUCAUUUAUGCAUAUAAGUUUUGCAAAGGCAGCAGGCAUUAACCAUACUUUCUUAAUGGCAAUAGAGGCAUUUAUCUGGCCAUAUUUUUCUUUUUACUGGUGUAAAUGUGCUAGAUGAUAAUCUGUCAGAGCCGGAUGUCAAAAUAGCUUUUCUUGCUGGUUCUGAUACUAAAGUGUUUUUUACUGUUUCUCACUUUGUCCUUCACACUAAAUCUAUGCAUGGCUUCAGUUAGCUCAAAAGCUGAAAAACUGAAGUAAUCAAAACAGAUGUUUUAUCUGUGUUCUGUAUGUUUACAACGGUUUCAGUUUCAGUGGCAAGAAUAAUUUAUAAAACUGUAUUCUUCUCUAAGCAGUUUUCUUUUGCAAUGUCAGAAGUCCAACAAAAGUGUGUGGUACCAGUUUUAUGUUUACAAAAUUUACAAAUAUUUGUGAUAUAUUUAACAUUUUUGCAUUUAAUUUUUUUAUUGUGGCUGCAUCUUGAUUUUAAUGAUUGAAAAGUACCAUUGUGCAAUUUUUUUGUAGUACAAUAAGCUUAUUUUUAUACUUAAAUUUUACAUUUAUUGGCUUUUUAUAUUUUGCUAAUUAAA